This is a messenger RNA of Salvelinus namaycush (lake trout), 2352 nucleotides long. RefSeq names its product apoptosis regulator Bcl-2-like. The transcript has 2 exons. The coding region runs from base 580 to 1260 and encodes 226 amino acids. NCBI's taxonomy places the organism in Eukaryota, Metazoa, Chordata, Actinopteri, Salmoniformes, Salmonidae. Gene Ontology annotation, biological process: intrinsic apoptotic signaling pathway in response to DNA damage; negative regulation of intrinsic apoptotic signaling pathway; extrinsic apoptotic signaling pathway in absence of ligand. Gene Ontology annotation, cellular component: mitochondrial outer membrane. The record is from RefSeq and is a predicted model, not a curated record. Gene Ontology annotation, molecular function: protein homodimerization activity; protein heterodimerization activity.
GCAGCAAAGAGUGUACAACAGGCAGCAAUUGUGGGAUACAUUCCUCACUCAAAACGUCUCUCUGUAUGCGUAAAACGCCGCUGGAAUAGUUUUCGGUAUCAUAUUCUGGAUGCAUGCGACGUUGACCUUCAUAUGUAGAUUUUCGGUCAUGUAUUUGUAGUGUACAUUAUGUGCAUAUGGAGAAUAUUUUUUAUCUCUUCCGUAUUUCUGGCUGUCUAGGUUUGGAGUCUACAGAGAAGGGAACUGUCGCCACUUUUUGACCAACGUUUCGAAUAUUUUAUUUUGAGAGCACAAUUGGGAACAUUUGGAAUUUCUGACGCGGUUUAUAUUUGACUUUUCACGGUUUCAGCCUAGUUGGGUGAAGGGGCCGUUUUUCAAUCCACACACAUCGCACCCUUUCCAGUGUUUCGUUUUGCACCGUUCAAUUGUAGGCGGCUAUCCUAAAAACUUGACCAGAACAUUUUCUCAGAAAUACACGUUUCGUUUGAUCUGAUGUAUUGUGCGAUGCAGUGCAUAUCUACAAUUAUGAUGUAUUAUUCUUAAAAACUAGGAUUUUGGAGGUCAUCAGUGGCAAUCAUAAUGGCAAACGACGACAACCGCUUUAUAGUGGAAAAGUACAUUUGUCACAAACUCUUGAAACGAGGAUAUGCGUGGGAUUUCGAGGAUGCCGAGGAGGAGGAAGGUGCUGCUUAUAAUGGGUCGAUGAUUUCUCCUCGGCCGGGUUUGGCACGGCGGUGCCACGGGGCCAAUAACGCCGGACAGGGCAGCGUCCCUCGUCUUUCCAAAUGGCUCUCCCAACCGGACCCGCAUGCAGCUAUUCACAGAGUUUUGCGUGAGGCCGGGGACGAACUCGAAAGACUGUACCAGCCCGACUUCGCAGAGAUGUCACACCAGCUGUAUCUCACAUCCUCCACGGCUGAGAGGAGAUUUAGAGAGGUGAUAGACGAGCUGUUCAGGGAUGGGGUUAACUGGGGACGGAUUAUCGCCUUCUUCGAGUUCGGGGGCACAAUAUGCGUGGAAUGCGUGAACAAGGAGAUGACGUCGCAGGUGGAUCACAUCGCGGUGUGGAUGACAGAGUAUCUAAAUGGACCACUGCUCAGCUGGAUUCAGGAGAACGGGGGAUGGGAGGCCUUUGUUGAGCUCUAUGACAGACAGAGGGACUCUGUGUUCUGUUCGUGGCCGUCCAUCAAGACCGUCUUCGGCCUGGCUGCACUGGGGGCCGCAAGCCUUACCAUCGGAGCAUACCUUACACAGAAGUGAAGGAGUUCUCCUUUUCUCGCCCUCUUUUUUUUGUCCUCCCUCCCUCUCUUGCUACUUUCUCUUUUCAAAGGCCGCCCUGCCCCCUCCGAGAUGAUCCCGAAUCCCCAACAUGCAUGUCUUCAAAGCCUCUCUCUCUCUCUCUCUUUCUCUCCCUGUUCUCGAAAAAACUCCCUCUUUCUUAACCCUCACUUCAUAAAACCAAGGCGCAAAUCAAACAACAGCAGGAAACAGAGUCACUGCCCACACAGAAGAAAAGAUGUAAUGAAAGCCGCGCGGUUUAACUGUAAUCACAGAACGUUUGGAGAGACAACUGAGGGCUUGACAAGAGAGGAGAGGAGGGGCGGGUUGGCAUGUGUCCUUUUUGUUCGGCCUGCUUCAGUACUAGUUGUAGCAUGAAACCUUUGUGUGCUCGUGUAGAUUUGUGUAGCAUGUGUCGGUGUGGCAAAAGAAAGCAGAUACUGCACCUGAGGCCUCCCUUGAAGGAUUUACUAAUGGGAGUGCAAGGACAUUGAUGAUUCAACCGCUUGCACCAAGGUGAUGGCCCCGACCCUGGUUGUUAGGGCGAGGACCCCUUUUUGAACUGUGUGCACUCGGUGUACCCCCUUCAACCCACCUUCAAAGGACUUCCUCCACACAACAGCAGCUCUGAAUGUAUAAUGGAAGGAGUUCGCCACUAACCAGAACGGUGUGUCUGUCCACCCACCGGUUCUACAGUGCAAUAUAACAGGAGCAUCACUCAACUCUGACCACAUAGCAUCGUUAUACAUACAUGUAUAGAUACAAGGUCUCAUCAGAACGUCAUCUAGGUGCCACAGAUGCAGCUUGCUCUGCAGAGAUCUGAGAGAGAGCUGUUGGACUGUGCAAUAGAGCCUCUUUUUUGCAUUUGACCCAUAUGAAAUGUAAUAAGAGAGGAUAGAGGGAGGCAUUGAAGAGAGGAUAGAGGGAGGCAUUGAAAGAGUGAAAAGCAGGUUAGUUAGAGCUUUUGGCAGCCCAAACCCAUGUUUUAUCAAUCAAAUCAAUCAAUCAAAUGUAUUUAUAAAGCCCUUUUUACAUCAGCCGAUGUCACAAAGUGCUUGUACAGAAACCCAGCUU